Messenger RNA from Pelobates cultripes (western spadefoot toad), 3893 nucleotides. NCBI's taxonomy places the organism in Eukaryota, Metazoa, Chordata, Amphibia, Anura, Pelobatidae. The record is from the annotation of a GenBank genome assembly.
AUGUGCAAAGGAGGACAUCUCAAGACGAAAAAAUCUGCUGUGCUUGAAAGGCAUAGUGGCCACUUGCAAAUCUGUUCCAUAGGGGUGUCACGGAAGAAGGUCAGAGGAGAAGUCAUCACUCUUAGUGAGAAGGCAUUAACCAUAGCAGCAAGCCUAACCGUGGAGUGAACCUAGCUGGACAAAGUCACUGCCAAUACUUUUAGAGUCAGUGCUGAGAAAUAUGAGAGUAUGAAAAGUUCUUAUGUAAGGUCUAUGCUGUCUCACGGUAAAGCUCGAGAACUUGAAACACAAUUUAACCUGCAGCAAUGCUGGAGAUUAAUGGAUGAGUCAUAAGUAAAAUAUUCAAUCCAAAGAAGGCCUUUAUUCACUUGAUUAAUGAAUGCUCUUAAAAUCAAAACACAGAGGAUGGGUUCGUAAAAAAGGAAUAGCAAAGGUCUCUCUUUGCCAUAUGUAGGCUUCAAACUGAAGUAAGUCUUUUUGAGGUGAUAAAGUAAUAGAAAAAGUAUUGAAUGAGAACAGCCCAAAAAUAGCUUCAAGCAGACAAAAAAAAUCAUGAAAAGAGAAACAUAGAAUAACGUCGACAGUUCGGACAUUUGCGGUGCUGUCAAAAUGAGUCGUUCCAUGUAUAAAGAAUACAUGGACAGCAAGAGAGAGUUAUCAAAACUAUGGGAAUAAAGUGAAGACUCCAAGAAAGCCUGCUAGAAAAUAGGCCAUAGAUUGCCCCUCUAGGGUACUUUAUUACAUAGUGAAAUAAUAAAGGAAGCGUGCUAAAAGUGACCUUUUAAUAAAUAUGUAAUGGCUGGUGAGACAAUAGCCUCCAACAUAGUUUACCUCAAGUGAAUAUAACUGUAAGUGCCUCCAGUAACACUAACAUCCAGUGUGCCUCCCUAACACUGAGUGUGCCUCCGCUAACAUCCAGUGUGUCUCUACUCGCACCGAGUGUGCCUCCACUAACACUGAGUGUGCCUCCACUAACACGGAGUGUGCCUCCACUAACACUGAGUGUGCCUCCACUAACACGGAGUGUGCCUCCACUAACACUGAGUGUGCCUCCACUAACACGGAGUGUGCCUCCACUAACAUCCAGUGUGUCUCCACUAACAUCCAGUGUGCCUCCACUAACACUGAGUGUGCCUCCGCUAACAUCCAGUGUGUCUCCACUAACAUCCAGUGUGUCUCUACUCGCACCGAGUGUGCCUCCACUAACACUGAGUGUGCCUCCCUAACACUGAGUGUGCCUCCGCUAACAUCCAGUGUGCCUCCGCUAACAUCCAGUGUGUCUCUACUCGCACCGAGUGUGCCUCCCUAACACUGAGUGUGCCUCCGCUAACAUCCAGUGUGUCUCCACUAACAUCCAGUGUGUCUCUACUCGCACCGAGUGUGCCUCCCUAACACUGAGUGUGCCUCCCUAACACUGAGUGUGCCUCCGCUAACAUCCAGCGUGCCUCCGCUAACAUCCAGUGUGUCUCUACUCGCACCGAGUGUGCCUCCCUAACACUGAGUGUGCCUCCGCUAACAUCCAGUGUGUCUCCACUAACAUCCAGUGUGCCUCCACUAACACUGAGUGUGCCUCCGCUAACAUCCAGUGUGUCUCCACUAACAUCCAGUGUGUCUCUACUCGCACCGAGUGUGCCUCCACUAACACUGAGUGUGCCUCCCUAACACUGAGUGUGCCUCCGCUAACAUCCAGUGUGCCUCCGCUAACAUCCAGUGUGUCUCUACUCGCACCGAGUGUGCCUCCCUAACACUGAGUGUGCCUCCGCUAACAUCCAGUGUGUCUCUACUCGCACCGAGUGUGCCUCCACUAACACCGAGUGUGCCUCUACUAACAUCCAGUGUGCCUUCACUAACACGGAGUGUGCCUCUACUUACAUCCAGUGUGCCUUCACUAACACGGAGUGUGCCUCCACUAACACGGAGUGUGCCUCCGUUAACAUCCAGUGUGUCUCUACUCGCACUGAGUGUGCCUCCACUAACACUGAGUGUGCCUCCACUAACACUGAGUGUGCCUCCGCUAACAUCCAGUGUGUCUCUACUCGCACAGAGUGUGCCUCCACUAACACUGAGUGUGCCUCCACUAACACUGAGUGUGCCUCCGCUAACAUCCAGUGUGUCUCUACUCGCACCGAGUGUGCCUCCACUAACACUGAGUGUGCCUCCACUAACACUGAGUGUGCCUCCACUAACACUGAGUGUGCCUCCGCUAACAUCCAGUGUGUCUCUACUCGCACCGAGUGUGCCUCCACUAACACUGAGUGUGCCUCCACUAACAUCCAGUGUGCCUCCGCUAACAUCCAGUGUGUCUCUACUCGCACCAAGUGUGCCUCCACUAACACUGAGUGUGCCUCCACUAACACUGAGUGUGCCUCCGCUAACAUCCAGUGUGUCUCUACUCGCACGGAGUGUGCCUCCACUAACACUGAGUGUGCCUUCACUAACACUGAGUGUGCCUCCGCUAACAUCCAGUGUGUCUCUACUCGCACCGAGUGUGCCUCCACUAACACUGAGUGUGCCUCCACUAACACUGAGUGUGCCUCCGCUAACAUCCAGUGUGUCUCUACUCGCACCGAGUGUGCCUCCACAAACACCGAGUGUGCCUCUACUAACAUCCAGUGUGCCUUCACUAACACGGAGUGUGCCUCCACUAACACGGAGUGUGCCUCCGCUAACAUCCAGUGUGUCUCUACUCGCACUGAGUGUGCCUCCACUAACACUGAGUGUGCCUCCACUAACACUGAGUGUGCCUCCACUAACAUCCAGUGUGUCUCUACUCGCACCGAGUGUGCCUCCACUAACACUGAGUGUGCCUCCACUAACACUGAGUGUGCCUCCGCUAACAUCCAGUGUGUCUCUACUCGCACCGAGUGUGCCUCCACUAACACAGAGGGUGCCUCCGCUAACAUCCAGUGUGUCUCCACUAACAUCCAGUGUGCCUCCACUAACACUGAGUGUGCCUCCGCUAACAUCCAGUGUGUCUCUACUCGCACCGAGUGUGCCUCCACUAACACGGAGUGUGCCUCCACUAACAUCCAGUGUGUCUCCACUAACAUCCAGUGUGCCUCCCUAACACUGAGUGUGCCUCCGCUAACAUCCAGUGUGUCUCUACUCGCACCGAGUGUGCCUCCACUAACACUGAGUGUGCCUCCACUAACACGGAGUGUGCCUCCGCUAACAUCCAGUGUGCCUCCACUAACAUCCAGUGUGCCUCCACUAACACUGAGUGUGCCUCCGCUAACAUCCAGUGUGUCUCUACUCGCACCGAGUGUGCCUCCACUAACACUGUGUGUGCCUCCACUAACACUGAGUGUGCCUCCACUAACACGGAGUGUGCCUUCACUAACACGGAGUGUGCCUCCACUAACAUCCAGUGUGCCUCCACUAACACCGAGUGUGCCUCCACUAACACCGAGUGUGCCUCUACUAACAUCCAGUGUGCCUCAACUAACACCGAGUGUGCCUCUACUAACAUCCAGUGUGCCUCAACUAUCACUCAGUGUGCCUUCACUAACAUCCAGUGUGCCUCUACUAUCACUCAGUGUGCCUUCACUAACAUCCAGUGUGCCUCUACUAUCACUCAGUGUGCCUUCACUAACAUCCAGUGUGCCUCUACUAUCACUCAGUGUGCCUUCACUAACAUCCAGUGUGCCUCUACUAUCACUCAGUGUGCCUUCACUAAAAUCCAGUGUGCCUCUACUAUCACUCAGUGUGCCUUCACUAACAUCCAGUGUGCCUCUACUAUCACUCAGUGUGCCUUCACUAACAUCCAGUGUGCCUCUACUAUCACUCAGUGUGCCUUCACUAACAUCCAGUGUGUCUUCACUCACACUGAGUGUGCCUCCACUAACAUCCAGUGUGCCUCUACUAUCACUGAGUGUGCCUCUACUAACAUCUAG